UGCAGUCUUCUAGACUCCCUUGACUUUGUCUACCCUUCGCAUGACAUUGUCGCUGCCUCGUUCACUAACAGUUUUGUGUUUUAAUCAGACUCGGUGGACUACACUCUCGUCGAUCUUCCGUUGUAGACACUUUCCGUGGCAUUUGUUCUUUCAAAGCCGUGCUUGCUUGGCACAGUUGAAUCCUGUGACGUUAAGUAGAACCAUGGCUCUAAACAAGCUCAGCAUUGACAAGGUCGACCUCGCCGGCAAGAGAGUCUUGAUGAGAGUGGAUUUCAAUGUACCUUUAAAAGAUGGUAAAAUUACUAACAACCAAAGAAUCACUGCAGCCCUUGAUACUGUUAAAUAUGCUUUGGACAAAAAAGCCAAGUCUAUUGUCUUGAUGUCUCAUUUGGGGAGACCCGAUGGCAGCAAAAAUCUCAAAUAUACCUUAAAACCAGUGGUUGACGAAUUGAAGUCGCUUUUAGGGAAAGACAUAAUAUUCUUGGAUGAUUGUGUGGGACCUGCUGUUGAGGCUGCUUGUGCUGAUCCAGCACCUGGAUCAAUCAUUCUUUUGGAAAAUUUGAGAUUUCAUGUUGAAGAGGAAGGCAAAGGUGUCGGCCCUGAUGGUAGUAAGAUUAAAGCAGAUAAAGAUAAGGUCACGGAAUUCAGAGCAUCUCUGAGGAAACUUGGAGAUGUGUACAUUAAUGAUGCCUUUGGUACUGCUCACAGAGCCCACAGUUCGAUGAUGGGUGAUGGUUUUGAUAUUAGGGCCAGUGGUUUCUUGCUUAAAAAAGAGUUGCAAUACUUUGCUAAGGCUUUGGAUAAUCCAGAAAAACCAUUCCUCGCCAUCCUUGGUGGAGCCAAGGUUGCAGACAAAAUCCAACUGAUCAAUAAUUUGUUAGAUAAAGUUCAUGAAAUGAUUAUUGGUGGAGGCAUGGCUUACACAUUUUUAAAAGUUACCAAAAAUAUGAAGAUUGGCAAUUCUUUGUUUGAUGAGGAAGGUGCUAAGAUUGUUAACGAUUUGUUGGCUAAGGCAGAAAAAAACAAAGUUCAGAUUCAUUUGCCGAUAGAUUUUGUUACAGCAGAUAAGUUUGCUGAAGAUGCAGCAGUUGGAGCUGCUGAUAUUGAAAGUGGCAUUCCAGAUGGUUGGAUGGGUCUUGAUGUGGGACCAAAGUCAAGGGAAUUGUUUUCAGAGCCAAUCAAGCGAGCCAAAGUCAUUGUCUGGAAUGGUCCAGCUGGAGUCUUUGAAUUUGAUAACUUUAACAAAGGAACAAAGACUCUAAUGGACAAUGUCGUUGAAGCAACGAAACGGGGUGCUACAACGAUUAUCGGAGGAGGUGACACUGCAACUUGUGCGGCAAAAUGGAAAACUGAAGACCAAGUUAGCCAUGUCAGUACUGGUGGAGGUGCAAGUUUGGAACUAUUGGAGGGCAAAGAAUUGCCUGGUGUAGCAGCACUUUCCCCAGCAUAAAAGUAUUGUAUUCGACUUGGGUGGCUCAAUGACAAUAGCCAACGUUACAGAAAUGUAAAAUAUUUAUUGAAUGCGUUAUUCGUAAUGUAAAAUUUAGAUUUCACUUUUUUUUAAAGUCGUUAGAUUAUAUCUGCUGAAAAUAAAUAAUAACAUGCAUCACUGUUA
Messenger RNA from Copidosoma floridanum, 1615 nucleotides. It is a transcript of the gene Pgk, whose product is annotated as phosphoglycerate kinase. Gene Ontology annotation, molecular function: ADP binding; ATP binding; phosphoglycerate kinase activity. Gene Ontology annotation, biological process: glycolytic process; gluconeogenesis. Lineage: Eukaryota; Metazoa; Arthropoda; Insecta; Hymenoptera; Encyrtidae. The record is from RefSeq and is a predicted model, not a curated record. Gene Ontology annotation, cellular component: cytosol.